AACUCAUUAAUAAACACUACAAUUCAACAAUGGAGGAUACCAAACCUGAUCUUUUCCAAAAAUUAACCAAUUACUGCGGAAAACCGAUGCUUUCUAACGUAACAGACGAAGAGGAUCCUCCGAAAUGGGAUUUUUAUCACGCUGUAUUUUUUUCGGUUACAGUUGUAACCACGGUAGGGUAUGGUAAUUUAGCUCCAACCACAAUGUUAGGACGAAUUGUGAUGAUGUUUUACUCUUUAAUCGGGAUUUCUGUAAACAGCAUAGUUAUGUUAACGUUAGGAGAUUAUUUCGGAAAAUCGUUUGUUAAAUUAUACAGACGAUGGAAAACUGCGAAAAUGGAAUACGAUACAACCCGCUUAGGUUUAAUCAGUCAAAUAGUACUUUAUUUAGUACCCGGUUUUACCUUUUUCAUAUUCCUUCCGGCUUUUAUUAUCAUGGCCUUUGAAGAAUGGGAUUAUGAUGUUGCCGUUUAUUAUUGUUUCGUUACAAUAACAACCAUUGGGUUUGGAGAUAUUGUUGCAG
Molecule: messenger RNA, 522 nt
Organism: Onthophagus taurus
Lineage: Eukaryota; Metazoa; Arthropoda; Insecta; Coleoptera; Scarabaeidae
Source: RefSeq, a predicted model, not a curated record